ACGGGAAAUACGAGAUAUUCCGGAAAGAAAAAUGCCAUGGCUUGAAAGAAAACCAUUCAUUUAACGUUGUUUGAAUAUCAAAUGGGCUGAGAAUGAAAGAACUGGUCUUUAAAGAAUUGUACAAGAUGUAGCCAUGAGGGUGUUAAAGAGUAUUUACUACGACUCGCUGGGCAUUGAUGCUGACGAGAAACUGACAGAGGAGGGGUUAUCUCCCCUAAUUCUUGACCAAGAUGUCCUCCCAAUCACUGGAGAGAUGACGGAAACUGAACUCCAGGUAGAUAAUACUGGUCAAAUGCAGAUAUCACAGGAGGCCUCCAGUCUUGGAGUGAAGCAGGAAUGUACUGGAUGUAAGAAAGAGAUAACAGAACGCUACAUGUUAAAGGCCAUGGAUCAGUACUGGCACGAGGACUGCCUCAAAUGUUCCUGCUGUGAUUGUCGUCUGGGAGAGGUGGGAUCAACACUGUUUGCCAAGGCUAACUUGUUACUGUGCAGGAGAGAUUAUUUGAGAUUAUUUGGUACAACAGGUUAUUGCGCUGCUUGCAGUAAAAUGAUUCCAGCAUUUGAAAUGGUUAUGAGAGCCAAAAGUAAUGUGUAUCAUCUGGAAUGUUUUGCUUGUCAACAAUGUAAUCACAGAUUUUGUGUCGGAGACAAAUUCUAUUUGUGUGAUAACAAAAUAUUGUGUGAAUAUGAUUACGAGGAGAGAAUGGUCUUUGCUAACAUGCCAUUCAAUUACAAUGCACUGACUCAAAUCAAAAGACAGACUCAGAGUCUCAGUGACGAUUUGUCAAGCGGAUACGGAAGUCCAAGUCCAGGCUCUUUAUGAACUAUGGGAUAUUUUGAUAUGUACCGGUUCUAUCAUAUGUGAUGUCUCCCAUUGGCUGCAGGUCAGAGUUCAGGAAUCAUCAAUAUCAUUCAAAUGAUUGAGACUGUCCAAACUUUCCUUCACUACUAACAUAUAGUAUGUUUUUCUUUUUCUCGAUAUUGUCUUUUCUUAACUGUUUUAUAGAAUUACAGAUUACAAAUUUAUUGAAGCAUAUAAAUCAAGUAUGAAAUUGAAAUAAGAUCGAGAAUAUGUAAACAAAUUUUUCAAAAGAAAGAAAGUUUUGAACAGAAAUAUUUUGUUGUUUAUUAUCACUAAUGUAAAUUGUAAAGUUUUGUGUACUUUUUCUUCUUAAUACAUGUAAAUAAGUCUGACAGUAUACCUCACUUACAUUCUCUAGUCAAAUACUUUCAUAAAAAACAAUGUAGACUGUUAUAGUUAUAUUACAAAAGACAAAAAUAUUCUUUAAGGAGGAGGACAUGUUUUUUCUUCUUUUUUCAAUACUGCCGCCAUUUUGUCCCUAAAUAAUAGAGUUUAUACAUAAUACAUGAUUCUUUUGCUGUUUUUUCAUCAGUAAUUAUUGGUGUAAAAACUACAGAUCACAAAUUCUUUUGGUUUUGGGGUUUUUGGCUAAUGUUUUACUGUCCAAAACAAGAGAUAUUGACACUGCAAAAGUUUGGAAAAGGAUGCCUAAAUUAUAAAAGUUUUUGGUUUAAUAAUUUUUACACUUUUACAAGGACUGGACAAUUUUAAGUAUGCCAAAUGAGACUUGAUUAUUGUGAACUUUUUAUGGGAGAUACAUUGUGUGUACAUUCCCAAACUAUGGGGUUACAAGUGACGAUAUCUGAAUGAAUGAAAUUGUUUCUUGUGUGGAUGUUGAGUAACUGCUAUUUCUAGAUAUAAUGAUGGAUCAUGUGACUAAUUUAAUAUGAAUUCAGAUUCAGCUUGUUUGUUUAUUUAAUAUGAAUUGUAAUUUUACUUUUGUUCCAAAAAAUGGCCAAUUAGUGCUACUCAUUUUACAAAAUAAUCUUAAAAGAAAAAAUACUUGUUAUCUUUAACAUUUCAGUAUAACUUACUAACCAAGUUUUUUGAAGAUUUUUUGUACUGAGAACAAAGUACAUGUCCAUAUGAAAAGAAGAAAAUUUUAUAGUGGAAUUACUUCAUACUCAAUUUCUCCAAGUUCUUGUGUUCAUUCAGAAAUAUAUGUUUUUUUUUAUUAUUUUCUUAGUCACUGUGAAUAUCAUUAUAUAUUUAUAUUUGAAAUAAAAUAUAUUAAAUUUACUUGAAAUUGAAAUCCAAAACAAACUGUUUACUUUCCAAGAGUUUAGUGCUAAUUUUGUAUAUAUUAUAUUAUUACGUUAUUUAUAAUGAAAUAUCCAUACUUUUGAAUACUGAAAUAUAAAAAAAAAUCUGACAGGCUGAAAAAAACUUGGGAUGGCCCUAUGGACUGGAAUGAAUUCUAAAGAUUUAUCUUUGGAACCGAUCCAUACGUACAUCCCUGAAAUAUUUGAAAAAUGUUAACAUUCCAUUUAUUGUUUAGUAUUUUUGUGUUCAUAUUGUAUACCUGAAUUUUUAUUUUUAAACUUGAUAUUUUCCUGAAACACUGAAUACCACUUUAUUUUUGUUUUGUUAUUUUAAGCCAUAGAAAGAUCUGUGCAGCGGAUGGACAAAUUUUUAUUUUGGAUCAUCCAAUGCUUUAAUAAAUAGUAUGAUGUGUAAUUAAUUUUUCGUACAAUGAGAAAAUUCUCUUUUUGUUCUAAAAAUUAUGAUUUAAGCCUUCAAAAUCUUAGAUGGAAUGGAGUGCAAUGUUAAAUGUUAUCAAGGCAUUUAGCUGGAUUUGUAAUGUUGUAAUUUUCAUAGACUUUAUUUUAAUCCCUUAUUUCUCUAUUUUAAAGAAGUUAAUUAUAAAAAGAAACAUUUUGAUUUCUUCCCAAUUGAUAUCACGACUUCAUAUGGAGUUUCCUGAUAAAUUCUUCCUUGGCUAACAUAGCACUACUUCUAUUAUUUGUUUCUAUUUCUAUAUUAAGAAUUAUAUAUAUAUAUAUAUCUGAUAGUGACUUAAGUUAAAGUAUUGUACCAUAGGAUGGUAUUCUGAUAGAUGUAUUAUUAUUGUUAGUUUGGUUAAGUCUUUUUAAUGUAGAGAUAUUUCUGUUCUAAUGAAAAUUUUUAUUUCUCAUUUUCAAUUCCAUUUGGUAAGUUGAGACGUUCAAAGUUUUUGUGCAAACACUUCUUGAUUUUCAUCAUCAUAAAUAGUUUUAUUUUUCAUUUGUAAUAGGAUUAUACAAGAUUUUUAUGAUAUAUUUAUUUUUCUCAUUUUUCAGGAUUAAGGAUAAAUAAAAUCUGAUUUGAUUUGAUUCGAGGUGCAAUACUUCGUGCUCACACAUUUUUAUGAAUCUCACAUUUCAACUAUAGGUAGUGGACUUUAAUUUGAUUGGAUAAUGGGAGUGGGGAGGGUGCAUGUGUUCCUUUCUUUUAAAACAAAAACUUGCAUAGAAAUUUGGACUAAGGGGAUAUUCUAAACAGAUUACAUUGUUAUAUUUUCAGAAAGUCUGUCAAUAACUAAAAGGUGGUUUAGGGAUCUAAACUAAUUUUGUAGAAUUUUCUCCUUCUUUUACAAAAUCAUGCCAUUUUUUUUCUAAAUUUAAAUAUGGAAAUGAUAUGUCUCAACUUUGUAUUAAGCUCUAAGUUUAUGAAACCUGAAAUGACAAAAAGAGAAAAGUUUCAUUUCAAAUUUUCAGAAAAUAAAGAGAAAAAUUGUAUUUACCAACUUUUUUAGCAAACGUUUUUUGGUAAAUUGAUAGCAUAGUCUAUGUGAAGUGUUAUUUAAAGAGUUACAUCCCCUAUGAAUUUGUGUCUUAACAAAAUUUGGAUGAAAAGAAUCUUUCAGUAUAUGUAAGACAAUUUUCUGCUCAAAUAAAAAGUUGAAAUGUCUUAAAAUCUGGAAAAAAACCUUUCUUUUUUUAAGUUUGCCAAUUUGGUUAUUGUUUUAUACCUACAGUUUGAACCAUUACAAUUUUUAGACUCUAAACGACCUUAUCAGAUUUGGGACAGAUGAAAAUAUCUGAAAUAAUUGUCAAUAACCUAAUAUAAGUCCAUAAUGCAAACAAAUAGAUUUGAGAUUUUAAUACUACAUUAAAAAUUAUAAUUUAUCUUUAUUAAGAGUUUAAAUCUUUGGAUUUUUUUAGAAUUUUAUUAUUUUACAUGAAAAUACAAGCUAGUCUGUAUAUUCAUUGUUUGGUUGUAUAUAUAUAUAUAUACUUACAGGUGAUUUUUCUCUAGUCCUUCUUGUUGAAUAAAAAGUCAAUAUACUA
Mytilus californianus (California mussel) is the source of this 4131-nucleotide messenger RNA. Its product is annotated as LIM domain only protein 3-like. Gene Ontology annotation, molecular function: transcription coactivator activity; DNA-binding transcription factor binding. Gene Ontology annotation, cellular component: nucleus. Gene Ontology annotation, biological process: positive regulation of transcription by RNA polymerase II. Bases 134 to 823 code for a protein of 229 amino acids. The record is from RefSeq and is a predicted model, not a curated record. The transcript has 7 exons. Lineage: Eukaryota; Metazoa; Mollusca; Bivalvia; Mytilida; Mytilidae.